AUGUCGUUCAUAUUGAAUGAAGAAGCCAAACUGAGGCGCGGAGAGACUUACUCUCGCGCGACGACCCUCCGCGGAGCAGAUGGCACAGAGGCGCUCGUGCCGAUCAACCCGCAGGAGGUUAGCGAGGCUAUGCAGCGGUUCGACGUCUUUAGUCCCGAUGAAAGGCAUACGCGAGUCGAUGAGAUUCUAGAAAAAUACGUCGAGUCUCGCGGCCCACUGAGCGCUCUCCAGUCGGUACGAAGCUUGGAUGGUGAAAGCAGUCCUGACCCGUGUGCGCCGGAAUGA
Besnoitia besnoiti is the source of this 285-nucleotide messenger RNA. RefSeq lists its product as uncharacterized. Bases 1 to 285 code for a protein of 94 amino acids. The transcript is spliced from 2 exons. The record is from RefSeq and is a predicted model, not a curated record. NCBI's taxonomy places the organism in Eukaryota, Apicomplexa, Conoidasida, Eucoccidiorida, Sarcocystidae.